Messenger RNA from Betta splendens (Siamese fighting fish), 2929 nucleotides. RefSeq names its product cyclin-dependent kinase 5, regulatory subunit 2b (p39) (gene cdk5r2b). The transcript has a single exon. Gene Ontology annotation, molecular function: protein kinase binding; cyclin-dependent protein serine/threonine kinase activator activity. Lineage: Eukaryota; Metazoa; Chordata; Actinopteri; Anabantiformes; Osphronemidae. Gene Ontology annotation, biological process: brain development; activation of protein kinase activity; positive regulation of cyclin-dependent protein serine/threonine kinase activity. The record is from RefSeq and is a predicted model, not a curated record. The coding region runs from base 284 to 1171 and encodes 295 amino acids. Gene Ontology annotation, cellular component: protein kinase 5 complex; cytoplasm.
CCAGAAUUACGCAAAGCGACUAAUCUUCGCUCGGGCUGCAGCCGUGGGUUUGUGUCGCAGCGUCUCCGUGCCGAGGCGCUGACAGAGCAUCCGCCGGGAUCCAACUCCGCCGCGCGAAGCCUCUUCUCGGUGCCGCCGACGAGCGAUCUCCCACUGCAGCCCCGCGCGUAAAUGGAGUUCCAGUCGCUGUCGUGACCGCUCCUCGCCGCCUCUCACCCUGCGGAAGAAUCUGCGCUAAAGUUGCAGCAGCAUCCACGCCACCGCGGCUCUCUCCUGUGCAGCCAUGGGCACCGUCCUCUCCAUAUCUCCUGCGACAAAGAAGGCGUCUAUUAUGGACGCCGACGCCGCAGGAGACGGGGUCAAAGCCGACAAGAGCCUCAAGCGGCAUUCGAUGUUCGUCUCUCUGUCCUGGAAGAAGCUGGUGGCCAAUUCGGCCAAGAAGAGUGCCAAGAAAGUCACCCCGAACCCGCUGCCCGCCCGCGAGCUGCCGUCCAGCCAGGUGGCUCAGCUCAACAGCGAAAACGCGAGGAAGACGCACCAGAACGACGAGAAGAAGCCCAAAGCGCCCAUUCCGGUCCCGGUGCCCACGGUGCCCACGCACAACAACGACGCCGUCGCCCCGAACGGGAGGCUUGCGUCGGUCCAGAAGCAGCCCAGCAGCCUGUCUCUGGUGUCCCCGCGGCGGAUCGUCAUCCAGGCGUCCACCGGGGAGCUGCUGCGCUGUUUGGGGGAGUUUAUGUGCCGCAGGUGUUAUAAACUGAAAGAGCUGAACAGCGCUGAGGUGAUCCUCUGGUUCCGAAACAUCGACCGGACUCUUUUGCUGCAGGGCUGGCAGGACCAGGGCUUCAUCACGCCGGCGAACGUGGUGUUCGUGUACCUGCUGUGCGAGGACGCGGUCGCGGACAGCAUCGGCACCGCGGCCGAGCUGCAGGGCACCUUUCAGACUUGCCUCUACCUCGCCUACUCCUACAUGGGCAACGAGAUCUCCUAUCCGCUCAAGCCGUUCAUGAUCGAGUCGAACAAGGACGUUUUCUGGGAGACGUCGCUCCGGAUCAUCAACAGGAUGAGUGCCAAAAUGCUGCAGCUGAAUGCGGACCCGCACUUUUUCACCGAGGUCUUCCAGGACCUGAAAAACCAACGGGAGACCGUCGAGGCGAACCUGGACCGCUGAUCUGGACACGAACGAGAAACUGGUGUCUUUUUUUUUUUAAAGAAAAAAAAGAUGAAUGUUACGCAAAAUCACACAACAGUGGUUUUGAAUGUAAGAGCCGACAUUGAAGGCUUCUGAAAUGUAGGCUGAAUGUCUCUCUCAUGUUACACAACUUUACUAUGGUGUUUAGGCUACAGUGUAGGGGAUUUCAUAAAUGCAUGCCAAUGAUCUUGUCCUUCUUUUGUCUUUGUCCCUCGAGUGACGCAGGGAUUGACUCCGUGGUACAAAUCUCCAAAUCACAUUCUCGGUGACGCGCAAAUUGCCGUUUCGUUCACGAUUAGCCUACUUUCUGGGUGUGUGUGUGUGUGUGUGGGGGGGGGGGGGGGUGGUUUGGGGCGAGAGGGUGUCGCAGUGAGGCGAGGUUCCAGAAAGAGACCAGAAUAGAACAGUGUUUGUGAGAAGGCGAGAGGCGGAGCUGUCCGAGGUGCUGACCUGUGCAGCUAUUCCUCUGCCGCUCCCUGCUAUUUGAGUCACCUUAAGAAGACCAGAGUCAGCCCAGUGCACUUUCAGCAUUAGCCUAAGCGUUUGUCAGUAGAGGUAUACGGUUUAUUGUGCUUCUUUUUAGGCUUUAGGCUGCUAAACAUGCAACAGGUAUCAGAAGCAUUUGUUUAAGGGAACAAAAAAACAUUACUCGGUGUAUCUGUAGGUAUUUGUGAAAAGGAUAGAGUCCAUCUUUACAGCGUAGACGUUAAAAGGCCUCUUCUGCAGAAACCAUACCUCUACUUUCUGCUCACUCAUUUUGCUUCGGAAUAAUUUGUUUCCAUACCGCACCCAAGCCAGUGGGGGGUACGGGGAGAGAUGUAAGAUAUGUGAAGUGUGUAUUUUCCCCUUGGAAUGUGAUCAAAUGCACUAAACUGGCCCAUCGACCUGGGGCCUCCGCUGUGUGUGGUUCUCAGUUACACAUCGGCCGCUGUGGCGAUGUGCUUUUCGACAUAAUGCAGAGAUUUGUUUUGAAAUCUCACACGUGCCAAUAAAGUAUUCUUGGCCUGAAGCGCUAUGGUUUACAUGUACAUACUGUAUUCCACAGUAUGUUCAAAUUCCCCCCUAUUUCAAGCUCCUCUGUCUGUUUCGAAGGUGGCUGCGUAUGAUGUAGUUCAGUCAUGACAAAGACACGUAGAGCUCAGUGGUCCGAUGGUGUUUUUGCCCUGUUUUGUACCGGCGAGCUGUGGGGCCUCGGCUUGCUGCACCUCACGCACUCAUAAUGUAAAUACUGAAUGUACAACUCUUAUUAAUAGGUGACUGAAUAUUACCAUUUGCACAUGUCAUUGCAUAAGCUAAACGUGAUGCGACUCCAACGCUGGAAACCAAACAUUUGGGGCCGCGUCGCUCCUAAGCGAUCGCUGCGCUGUUGUGUUGUGAAGCCCGUUGCUCGGAAAAGUGGACUGUAACGCUGCUAUUUUGCACAGCUGUGAACAAACCCUUGAUGUUUUCGCACGGCGGCACGACGCGAUCGGCCACGGGCCGGUGUUUCCUUUCAGGCGCUGGAGUCUUUGCCGUCCUCGCUUUCAUCUGUGAAUUCCUGCAUAGCUUUUGUACAGUUUUUUUUUUUUUUUUUUUUUUUGGCGUCGGCCUUGAAAGGGGAUGUUUUAGAUGUGCGUGUUUGUCUGUGAUGUCACACCAAGGUUGCAGUCUCUCUUACUACAUGUCAAUAAAAGGUCAAUACAGUUAUUGUUUAUGGUGAUCAUAAUGAAAUAAACCCAAGCUUAUGUAGGAUCUCUG